GGAAAACCCUACGCCCCACUCCAAUUUCACGCUUUAAACUCAACGCUCUUAGCUCUCUUGCAAAUUUUCUCUCCUUUUCUAAAAAUUUCUCGAUCUCGUCUCGCUGAUCUCUCAAUUUCUCUUACGAGAUCGUAAAUCUUGCUUAUUGAUUUUUCUCCGGUGAUAAUCGAGUUCUUGUUUUCGUUUGAAUUUGUGGAAAAUCUGUCAAAAAACGGUGGAAAUGUGCUCGGAGAGUUGCGAUCGGAGCCUUCUUGAUGAAGUAGAAGAGAAUACCAAUUCUAUGGAUGAGGACACUAUAUCCAACACGAACCAAGAAAUUUCUCCGGCUCAGGGGCCAACUCUUCCGAUAUUACAGAAAGUUAUUAAUUUGAGUAACAGUAUUCAGAAUUUGAAGAUGGAGCACGAAAUUCUGUCUAAUCAAGUGAAGGGCAUCACUACAGAUUCGUUUCCUGGCCAUGAUGUUGUAGGAACUAUUCAGCUUCUCAAUAAUGAAUAUGAACUUCUGAAGAAGAAGUAUCUAGAUGAGUCAUCAGAGAGGAAGCGCCUUUACAAUGAAGUGAUUGAACUUAAAGGAAACAUCAGGGUCUUCUGCAGAUGUAGACCACUAAACCAAUGUGAAGUUGUGAAUGGGUCCUCUUCUGUAGUUGAAUUUGACUCGUCCCAAGAUACUGAGCUACAGAUAAUUUCUUCUGAUUCUUCCAAGAAGCAAUUCAAGUUUGACCAUGUAUUUAGGCCUGAGGAUGGCCAAGAGGUUGUUUUUGCACAAACUAAACCAAUUGUCACUUCUGUAUUGGAUGGCUAUAAUGUCUGCAUAUUUGCUUAUGGGCAAACUGGAACUGGGAAGACAUUUACAAUGGAGGGAACACCAGAAAAUAGGGGAGUUAACUACAGGACAUUGGAGGAGUUGUUUCGAGUUUCUGGACAGAGAGGUGGUGUAAUGAGAUACGAGCUAUUUGUCAGCAUGAUGGAGGUCUACAAUGAAAAGAUAAGGGACCUUCUAGGAGAAAACUCCAACCGGCCUACUAAAAAGUUGGAGAUCAAGCAAGCAGCAGAAGGGACACAAGAAGUUCCAGGACUUGUUGAGGCUCCUGUUUACAGCACAGAGGAAGUGUGGGAGCUGCUAAAGUCCGGAAGUCGGGUCAGAUCUGUGGGAGCCACCAACGCCAAUGAAUUGAGCAGCCGUUCUCACUGCUUGCUGCGUGUAACUGUAAGGGGAACAAAUUUGGUAAAUGGCCAAAAGACCAGGAGUCACCUGUGGCUGGUAGAUUUGGCUGGAAGUGAGCGUGUGGGAAAGAUUGAAGUUGAAGGUGAAAGGUUGAAGGAAUCCCAGUUUAUUAAUAAAUCUCUCUCAGCGCUAGGUGAUGUGAUUUCUGCCCUUGCAUCCAAAACAGGCCACGUUCCUUAUAGGAACUCAAAGCUCACACAUAUGCUACAGAGCUCUCUGGGAGGAGAUUGCAAGACCCUGAUGUUUGUACAGAUCAGCCCAAGUGAUGCAGACCUUGGGGAGACCAUCUGUUCACUGAAUUUUGCGAGCCGAGUCAGGGGGAUUGAAGGUGGUCCUGCCCGCAAACAGGUGGAUCUCUCCGAGCUUUACAAGUAUAAGCAAAUGGCAGAAAAGUUAAAACAUGAUGAGAAGGAAACAAAGAAGCUGCAGGAUAAUGUACAGUCAUUGCAGUUGAGACUGGCUGCUAGAGAACAUAUAUGCAAAAGUCUCCAAGAAAAGGUUCGUGACCUAGAAAAUCAAUUAGCAGAGGAACGGAAAACCAGAUUAAAGCAGGAAACCAGAGCUUUUGCUGCUCCUGCUUCUAGUAGACCAUCUCUUACACAAGCAGCAGAGAAGACCAAAAUGGAGAAAAAACCACCAUUGGGUCCAUCAAAACUGAGGCUACCAUUGCGAAGGCUCACCAAUUUCAUGCCUCCAGCAUCACCUAUGCCAACUAACAGAAAGACAGCUAGAAUUGCCAUGGCAGCAUCAGAUGACAAAGAAAACUACCCCAAAACUGUGAUGGCACCACCAACAAACACAAAAGCCCUGUUGAAACCAAGACGGGUUUCCAUUGCUGUCAGACCUUCAACCACGACGACACAAGUUAUUCAGCCUAAAAGGCGAGUAUCCAUCGCCACCCUGCAGCCACAUUCAUACAUGACCACACCACUCCGCAGCUCUGCUUCUGGUUUCAACAAUGGUGGCACAAUGGACAGACCAUCAUUAGUGCGGGAUCCGAGGAAAGCAAGAUACUCAAGAUUGUUUUCUCCAUUGCCAGAGUUCAGGAACCCAUCAGAGACAACACCUGCAGCCACGAGAAGCAGCAGCAAGUUCAUGGGGAGUCCUCCUCCUCCUGCACAGGCAGGUUCAUGGAAGCCAAGGCAUCCAACCGUUGUUGCUUUGCAGCGGAAAUCAGUGGUGUGGAGUCCGCUCAAGUUAAGAGGCAUGCAAAGUCACAGAAAGUCAUCACUGUUGCCUUUACGACCUUCAGCUCUGAGGGAAUGAAUGAAUCUUGCUUUCAGAUUCUUUGUGUUCAAUACCUAAAUAACAGCUAAAAUUUUCUUCUCCUCUGCUGCACAUACAUUCCUUCUUUUAUGAUAAUAUGAUGGUCCAUUAAUUGUGUACCAUUUUGGC
This is a messenger RNA of Theobroma cacao (cacao), 2620 nucleotides long. Its product is annotated as P-loop containing nucleoside triphosphate hydrolases superfamily protein. The record is from RefSeq and is a predicted model, not a curated record. Lineage: Eukaryota; Viridiplantae; Streptophyta; Magnoliopsida; Malvales; Malvaceae. Gene Ontology annotation, biological process: microtubule-based movement. Gene Ontology annotation, molecular function: ATP binding; microtubule motor activity; microtubule binding. Gene Ontology annotation, cellular component: microtubule cytoskeleton.